GUAGUAGUAGUAGUAGUAGUAGUAGUAGUAGUAGUAGUAGGAGUAAGGUUGGACACAUAAAGGAGUCAUAAUGCAGUUUACAUACAGAUUUCAAUUUUGUACCUACACAGGAUUUAUCACAAAUAAUGAGGAGCUGAGGAUCGUGAUGGUGGGAAAGACUGGAAGCGGAAAAAGUGCCAGUGGAAACAUGAUACUUGAUCACAACACUUUUAUUUCAAAGUUCUGUGCUCAGUCUAUAACUGUGGACUGUAAAAAGAAGAAAGGUGUGGUUUGUGGUCAGAAGGUUGCUGUCAUUGACACUCCAGGCCUGUUUGACACCAGAUACGACGAGGAGAAAACCGCCAAAGAUCUGAGACAGUGCAUCUCCUUUGCUGCUCCUGGACCACAUGUCUUCCUGGUGGUCCAGUGGUUGGGAAGGUUCACUGAAGAGGAACAGAAUGCAGUCGAGAAAAUUCAGCAAGUCUUUGGUCAGGGUGCAGACAGAUACAGCAUGGUUCUGUUUACUGGGGGUGACCUUCUUGAAGGAACCAUUGAGAGUUUCCUGGCUGGAUGUCCAGGCCUUCAAGAGCUUGUUGCCAGAUGCAACAACCAGUACCAUGUCUUUAAUAAUAAGAAUAAAAAUGAUCGUUCUCAGGUCGAUGAGCUGCUGCAGAAGAUCAGGAACAUUGUAAUGAAAAACGAAGGAAGUCAUUACACCAAUGAGAUGUUCCAAAGGGCAGAGAGAGCAAUAGAGGAGGAGAAAGAACGAAUCAUGAAAGAGCAGGAAGAGAAAAUUGAGAAAAAGCUACAGGAAAAAUAUGAGAAAGAGAUGAAGAAAUUACAAGAAACAUUUCAAGCUAAGAUGGAGCAGGAGAUGAAAGAGAGAGAGAAACAGAGGCAAAUGGAGAAGCAGGAGAGGUACGAGGAGAGAGAGUGGGAGAGGAAAGCAAAAGAGGAAGAGAGGCGCAAGGAAAGACAGGAGAGAGAGUGGGAGAGGAAAGCAAAAGAGGAAGAGAGAAAGGAAAAGUGGGAGAGAGAAAAGGCCAUGAGCAAACUCAGGGAGCAGCACGACAAAGAACUGAAGGAGGAAAUCAAAAACGUGAGGUCCAAGUACGAAAUAGAGGCCAGAGAGAAAGCAGAGAAGUCCAACCCAUUCGUUUAUUAUGGCAAAAUGCUACUUAAUGUUGUACUUAAUCAAGUGGCUGGAAGAUUUCUGGGCCUUAGCCUGUGA
Molecule: messenger RNA, 1210 nt
Organism: Betta splendens (Siamese fighting fish)
Lineage: Eukaryota; Metazoa; Chordata; Actinopteri; Anabantiformes; Osphronemidae
Product: GTPase IMAP family member 7-like
Exons: 1
Coding region: 71-1210 (379 amino acids)
Molecular function (GO): GTP binding
Source: RefSeq, a predicted model, not a curated record